AUGCUUGGUAUACCAUACCUAAGCACUUACCUGAAGCGUGUCAUCCAAAUCCAAGCCGUCUCGGAUACGGUCGAUCGUCUCAAUUACUAUGUGACCUCAUACAUGCUGGCGUUCUUUGCGUUUGCGAUUUCGUGCAAGCAAUAUUUUGGAUCUCCGAUUCAGUGCUGGACGCCCAAGGAAUUCAGUGGCACCUGGGAUCGAUAUGCGGAGAAUUACUGCUUCAUCGCUAAUUCUUAUCACGUUCCGAUGGAGCACGAGCUGCCUACGGACCCUACUGAACGUGAUGAUCAGAUCUCUUACUACCGUUGGGUUCCGAUCGUUUUGGCCCUUCAAGCCGUGAUGUUCUAUAUGCCAAAUUACUUAUGGAACUCUAUCCUUGCCCACACCGCCAUCAAUCCUGUCGACUUCUUAACCGAAGCUGAGCGCAUCAAGAAAUUUCACGGCAAGGAACGUGAGCAAGAAAUCGAACACCUGGCCAGCAACUACUUGGAUGCGGUCUCGGUCUUCCAGCGUCCAAGAAAAUUCUCGCAGAAUACCCAAGCUCGCUCUGGACGUAACGCUGUCUAUCUUUAUCUUAUGACCAAAGCGCUCUACUUCAUCAACCUGGUCGUCCAGAUUUGGCUGGUUGAUCGAUUCCUAGGCGGGAAGUUCAUCAGCUGGGGAAUGAUCAAUAUCAACAACAUCGUCACAAACUCAAGCAUGGCCGACGGAUCGGUCUUCCCGCGCGUGAUUUACUGCGACUUCCUCGUGCGUCGUUUGGCCGACGUUCAUCGCUACACCGUUCAAUGUGUAAUUAUGAUGAACAUGAUUAACGAGAAAGUGUACUUGCUAUUGUAUAUCUGGUUCAUGAUGCUUUUCGUGCUCACUGCUGUGAAUUUCUUCUACUACUGCGCUAUGCUGCUCCUCCCAUUUAUGCGUCAUCGCUUGCUUCUAAUUGGUUCCGAUGACCCGAAGGGCCGCAGGAAGGGGCUUUCGAAAUACCGUUCUCGCUUCGUGAAUGAAUGUGCGAUGCCAGAUGGGGUUCUGCUACUUCAAUUUGUGAAGGAACACGUUGGAGGAAGAAUCGCUUAUGAGCUGACGACGAAAAUCCUUGCUCUUUACACCAGUGAUGGAAUGUCCUCCUUCAAAGCCUACUCCGACACCACCAGCGAAAACGAAAAGCACCCGCUUUCCGAGAAGAGCAGCCCGUCUCGCUUUUUCGGAAACGGUGGCGCGAACGCCCCUCCCUACGAAGAGCGCGAUACAUUGAAGCUGGAAAUGGUGCAGUUGAAUGAUGGUGUCCAUAUUCCUUUGGUGGGGUUGGGAACUUCUGGAGCUGAUGUCGGACGAUUGGAAGAGACGUUGAGGACUGCUUUCAAGUGUGGCUAUCGAUUGGUCGAUACGGCCGUUGUUUACGGUAACCAUGCUGCCAUUGGUGAAGCCUUGCAAAAAGUCUUACCCGAAAUCUCGCUAGCCCGAGAAGAAGUAACGGUCGUCACCAAGGUACAGCUCGGCAAGGAAAAUUGUGCCAAAGUCGUCGAAGACCAGGUGCGAAAGGCCCUCUUCGAUCUACGACUCGAGUACAUUGAUGUAGUAUUGAUCCACUAUCCCACCUACGCUACAUUGGAUGAUGAAGCCGAAAAUUAUUCCGGAAACAAGGAAAUCCGAUUGGAGGGCUAUAAAACACUUUUGAAAUUACGAGAUCUUGGGUUGAUUAAAAGCGUUGGCGUUUCAAACUUUGAAGCAAUUCACCUGGCAGAAUUUGAGGCCCACGGUUUGGCGAUGCCCACGAUGAACCAAGUCGAAUACCACCCCCUAUUUCUCCGGACAGACCUGAUACAGUACUGCCGGAUGAAGAACAUUUUCUUCCAGGCUUUUUCUUCCCUGGCAAACUUCCGCCCUGACCUCGCUGACAGUGAAAUCUUGAAGGAAAUUAUGGGCAGAACGGGAAGACAGAGAACUGGAAUUUUGCUGUCGUUCGCUACCUCGCAAGGAAUUGGGGUGAUUCCGAAAAGUAACACGCCUAUCCGAAUCGAGACGAAUUUUGAGGAAGCCUACAAAACCUUGUCAAUUGACGAUAUCAACGCUCUAAAACUGCUCAACAAGUAUUCUGAGGGAAGCGUGGUGAAACGGUGCCGAGGCUGGAAAUGUUGU
Molecule: messenger RNA, 2133 nt
Organism: Mesorhabditis spiculigera
Lineage: Eukaryota; Metazoa; Nematoda; Chromadorea; Rhabditida; Rhabditidae
Source: the annotation of a GenBank genome assembly